AUGGAGAAAAUAGAAAGAAGGUAACAGAUGAAUAUCACAGAAUUUAUCAUUUUGGGGUUUGGGAAAUUUGGACAAUGGCAAUCUAUCCUCUUCUUUGUUUUCCUAGUGGUUUAUAUUGUAGCCAUGGCUGGAAAUGUUCUCAUUGUAAUUUUAGUUGCACUCGAUCAACAUCUUCAUACACCCAUGUACUUCUUCCUGGCAAAUUUGUCAUGUCUAGAGACUUGCUACAUCUCAAAUAUUGUGCCUAAGAUGAUGGUGGGCUUAUUGACUGAGAAAAACACCAUUUCCUUCAGUGGCUGCUUUGUGCAAUUUUUUUUCUUCUCCUGCUUCAUAGGAACUGAAUGUUAUCUCCUGUCCGUAAUGGCAUACGAUCGAUAUUUAGCAAUAUGCAAACCCUUGCAUUAUGCAACAAGUAUGAAUGCACAAAUCUGUGUCCAACUAGCAGCUUCUUCAUGGAUAAAUGGCCUUAUAGGCACUUUCAUUGUCUUGAGUUUAAUUUUACAGUUAACAUUCUGUGGACCAAAUGAAAUUGAUCAUUAUUUUUGUGAUACUGUUCCACUAAUAAAACUUUCCUGUAGUGACACCAACCUGGUACAACUUACAAGUUGUAUCCUUGCCUUUUCAUUUACCCUACCACCUUUUCUCCUCACCUUGACUUCCUAUAUAUACAUCAUAUCUACUAUCAUGAGAAUUCCUUCCACCAUUGGGAGGAAAAAGGCCUUUUCUACGUGCUCAUCUCAUCUGAUAGUGGUUUCUAUAUUUUAUGGAGCCAUCAUGGUUGUUUAUAUGUUACCAAAAUCUGAAGCACUUAAUGAUAUGAACAAAAUUUUCUCUCUCUUAUACACAGUCCUGCCCCCUGUUGCAAAUCCUCUCAUAUAUAGCCUGAGAAAUAAGGAGGUGAAGGAUGCCAUAAAAACUGUAUCAAGGAAGCUUAUAUCCUCCAGAGUUUACAAAGGAAUGUUAGAAUGA
Candoia aspera is the source of this 969-nucleotide messenger RNA. RefSeq names its product olfactory receptor 6N1-like. Gene Ontology annotation, molecular function: G protein-coupled receptor activity; odorant binding; olfactory receptor activity. The transcript has a single exon. The record is from RefSeq and is a predicted model, not a curated record. NCBI's taxonomy places the organism in Eukaryota, Metazoa, Chordata, Lepidosauria, Squamata, Candoiidae. Gene Ontology annotation, cellular component: membrane. Gene Ontology annotation, biological process: G protein-coupled receptor signaling pathway.